CGCGCCGUUCGCCGGCGACCGAGUGCACAGCGCGCAUAACGGCGCGAGAGAGCGGAGCGUUCGCUUGCCUGUGGCAUGAAUCUCGAUAUUACGACGCGAGUGACUCUGUGACAGAAACCGUGCGAAAUACUAAUAAAGUUCCCUUGUGACUGUGUUUGUGUACUUCAUUUGUUGCUUAUCCAUUCGUCUUGUUUUACAAUCUAGUGGUGACAUCUAGGUUGAUCGACCAAUCGUGGCCUUGGAGGACGCGAUUCAACUUCAUUGCUGAGAUGAGGCUGGGUGCGUGAGGGCGCAGCGGCAUGGGGCAGGCGGGCAGCCAGCCGGCCGCAGCGGGCCCGCAGCGGAUACGCCGCGGUGAUGCGCUGCCGCAAGAGCCACUGCGACUCGCACCCAAGGUGCUCCCCUCGCUGCCAGAGUCGCCAUGCCUGCGCAGCACGGACAACGGUGCCAUACUGCACUCCGGCGGCACCAUCAGCGGCCGCAGACCCACCUCCGGCCUACAAGAGAGCUGGCGCUCACACAGGUUCGGGCACCCGAAUGCGUACAGAUCCCGGUCGGGGGGCGGCGUAGGGGGUGCCGAAGAGACGCGGUCUAGGGAGCGCGACCCCCUGCAUCGCUCCUACACUAACCUCGGAUACAGGAACAAUGACAAUGGCAGCAUAAAUAAACGGUUCGGCUCUGAACCUGACUUGAGGAUAGAAGAUCAACAAAAACAAAAAAGCAAUAAUAAACAUUUUAGAAAAAAAUAUCGAGCGCCUCCGCCGCCUAGCUACCGUCACGAUGCUUCCUCUCCCGAUUCAAGUCUUGGAAAGGCGAGACCGGAACCCCAAAGAAAACUCAGAUUAUUCAAAACCAGAAAUGAAACCAAAAAGACGAACGGCCACCAAGACUCGAAAAUACCAACAUACAGAAACUCUUAUACUGAUUUCAAAUCAUUGGACUUGAACGAUCAGUCAUUCGAGCGAAGAUACAAGUCUCCUUGCAAAACUAAAGACCAGCACCUUAAAUACCCUGACAAUAAGGAUAUGAUGCAGAGUUCGGUCUCAUUGAAAAGAGAAGAACGGUUGCUGCAGAACAAACAGGAGGCGAGACGGACGAGAACAGAUGUGGUAAGCGGCUGCAGAGCCAAGACAUCCAAAAGUAACGACCAGAGUGAAGCGUGGAAGACGCCUCUUUUAAUGAGAAAUUUCAGAUACUCUGAGAGAUUUAAAAAGGAUGACAGCGAUCAUCCGACAUUAAGAAGAGAAAAAACUUUUGAUAAUUCUCUAAUCGAACAGGAUAGAGAUAACGAUGGACCGAAUAAAGUGUUUGAUAAAGGUAUAAAGUCUGCAGGAGAUCAAAAGAACGGCAAAGUUAGUGCACUGGCCGAUAGAAACCAGCCACUGAGAAAAUCUCUUCCUUCAUUAUUACCAAGAAAUGAAGAAAAAGAUGAAUUUCAAACGGAACUCAAAAAGGCUACAAAUAGAAUAAGAAACGAAUUAGGAAAUAAAGUUAAUUUAAGUGAAAGCAAAACUAGUCAGCUAAAUAAAUUCAGUAUAGAAAAACCGAACCCAACGAAAACCGCAGUUCAGGCUAAAGUCAAAGAAUCUAGUCUUAAGAGAGGCGUCGCCAGCACAAAGCCGGAUGCACAAAUCACGAACAACCGAAGGCCCUUAACAAAGACACAGGAUGUUAAUUCUAAAUCGAUCCCACAGAGCAAAAUUACUAAAAGUAAUGAAAUCAACAAAUUUAAGCUAAACACAAAAGAAAACAACAAACCGAUGCCCGACAGAGGACAAGCUUCAGGGAAAGAGUCGACGCCGGAACAUUCACCCAAUAGGAAACGAGAAUUCACAAUGAACAACAAAUCUCAGCAAAAACAAAAAUCGGCGCCAUCUAAGCAGUUUUACUUUGGCAUGAUUGAAAGCGAGCAGUCAAAGCCGCAGGAUCACACGAAGGACUUCCCGGGACUGGGCUGCCCUAUCAUCGAGGAGUUCGACAACUUCCACCUCAUAGAGCAGAAGCUGCUCAGCUAUCGGGAGGAAGAUGAUUUCGAGAAGUUCAACAAAGAAUUUAGAGAAGACUGCAAAUUGAGAAUUGUGUCAUCAGAGUCGGCGGUAUCCUCUGAGGGCUCGUCGCUCGAGCGGUCCCCGGCUGCGAGGAGACGCGCGGCGGCGACACGGCGCACCAGCCCGCCCCCCGCCCGCCGCGCCUCCCCCAACACCGCCUGGCGACACCUCGUCAGCGUCAUGGACAGUUACAUCAAGUCCGAUACAGAACCGUUGGCGGUGGAGACGAAGAUGUCGGCCGACAUAUCCGCGGAGUCGUCGCCGCGCUCCGACCCGUCGGCCGACAAGUCGGGCGAUUCAGGCAUCUCCGGCGACCACGCGCACAGCGACCACAGGCUCGACUCCCCGACCAGGCAACACCUGCCAGAGCCGGUGGGCGCCAACUGGACGCCGCAACAGGACCUGGGAGAUAGCAGCUCGGAGGGCGCGGGCGCAGCGGGAGGCCGAGUGCUGGGAGAUCUUCCUGCAGCAGGCUUACCCACUUACAGCCCGGGGGCGCAGCCCUUCAGCCUCUCCCUGCCGCGGGAGCUGCACGACAAGUGUAAAGGCGCGUCGUGCCUGUACGACUGCUUCCAGGGUAAACAGCUGCAGCAGGGCUUCCACAGUCUGCAGAAGUUCCGCAAGUCCGUGUCGGGCGCGCUGGGCGCAGCGCUCGGCGGACGCAGGUUCGACCUCGAGCACGAGCCCAUGCUGGAGGAGCCAGAGCAGAACUGGUUCCUCACCAAGUCCGCCCCCAACUCCCUCAGCAACCCGCUACUCUUCCAGCCGCAUGAUUACGAUGACGUAAAAGAAGACGAUAGUAAAGAAAAGGAGGUCCAAAGCGGGUCAUGGCGCGCGGGCACCUCGUACAUGUCGUGGGGCGGACACGUCAUGUAUCUGCCUCCCCCACCCGCCGGCUCCCCCGCUGCGCCCGCACAACCACUCUCCCUAUUGGGGCCUCUAGAUAGACCCAUCAGGAGCAAGUCUAGCGGAUGUCUGGAAGCGUCAGCACGCGCCGCGCGAUCCGCCCGCGCCGCGCUGGCUGGCGAGAUGCGAGAGAGAGAGCGUUCCGCCUCGCCCGAGCUGGCCCGCGCAGUGCCCGCCACCGUCAGACCCGUAUCCGACCGCAAUCAAAGCGGCGUGAACGCGGGCAGCAGGAGCGGCAGCGGCGGCGGCAAGCGAUUCGCGUUCCAGUCAACAGUGCGGCGACGCGAGCGGCGGCGGCUGGCGGAGCGGCUGGCACGGGACGCAGAGCUGCGCGAGCAGCAGCGCAGGACAGAACUGGAGGCCAUGAGAAGAGUGGAGGAGGAGUUCCAGAGGAAGAGGGCGCGGGAGAAGGCUAGCAUAAGGCAACAGCUGCGCCUGGUGAGCAGCGGCGCCGCAAGCCUGCCCACGCCCACUCACAAUAAGGGUAGGGACGAGCCGGAGGGAUGCAGUCGGGGCGAAGGUGCGGGCGGCGAGAGGACGCGGGAUGCGGCGCGCGCACGACACAGCAACCCCGCCUCCGACACCGGCAGCCGCAGCAAGAGCUCUACGCCGAUCCGCUGCGUGGAGUUGUCGGAGUGGCGCACAGGGCCGACGGCGCGCGUGUACCGCGACUGGGCAGCCGCGCCCGUGCUGGCCCACACACACGCGCACGCGCAUCCUCCCGCAUGCGCCACCAUCACGCACGCCCACGGUGGUGAUACCGUGUAGUGCCUUUAUAACAACUAACUGCAUACCACAGGUGACAGAGAAAGCGGUGGGGAGACAGAGGAUUCCCCCCUCACCAGCAAGCUGACCUCGGGGCCGGCGCGCGCUUCAAUCGCCAUUCGCUGAUGGAUCGCCGACAAGGCAACAUCGCACGUACUUUUAUUGCAUUAUAAAAAAAUACUAAAUUUCCACAGAUAACACAAAAGUAAAUUAUAAAUAUUUCAAUGACCUAACUUAACUGCACUGUUCAUUACUUUGUAUAAUUGUAAAAUAAUUAUCAUGUUUUUUAAAAAACUGUAUCGGGUACUGUAAAAUAUGUUUACUGAAUUGAAUACAGAUUUCAGUCAGAGUAUUGUAAAACGAUAAAAAAUUUAAACCAGACUUUAGCUUGUCAUCUUAUUAAAAUAUUCAAUAAACUUAUAUUAAAUGAAACUAAGAAACAAAUAUUAAUAAGUUUUCUAUCUUUAUCAGUAUAUAAGUAAGUUUUUUUUAAUUAUGAAAAUUAAAUAUAUCCUUAGUUAAUAGGAAUUGCAUUAGACAUCGUAUUCCACUCGUAAGCGAACACUGGAGCUUUAAUAUAGUCUAUAACUGUAUCUAUACUAACUUAUAUAUGCUUAAAAAGGUGCUAAGUUUUAGAUUUUAGAACUUAAGUUUUACUUUUAUUAAAGAAGUGUUAUUACAACUGGCUAUAUUAUUUUAAAUUCAGAAUUAUGUUUCACAGACCUUUAUGAAUGGACUGGUUAUUAGAUGUAUUAUUUUGUGCAUAUUUGAUUUUCGCCAUUGUGGCGCUGAUGGACGCGGUUUAUAAGUGUCGUGUGAAUUCUGCUGGUACUGCCAAGUAACAUCAACGGGCGUGAUUAAAUCGAAACGAAGAAAAAUGUAUCAUUACGAAGCAAUCGCCUAUCCAUUUAUAAAGAUUAACUUACUAGAGAAUAUUAGUUUUUUGAAGCCUGAAUAUACGUAAUAAGGUGGAUUUGUUUUCAUAACAUACUUUACCUACCAUGCAUUACGAAGAAUAUAUUCAAAACUGUUCGUUUUUAUUUAUAAAAAAAUAUUAAUAAUACAAUGCAAAUAAUGUCUGCAUUUGAUUUACAAUUGUGAUAUAAAAAACAAACAAAUUCAA
Papilio xuthus (Asian swallowtail) is the source of this 4842-nucleotide messenger RNA. RefSeq lists its product as uncharacterized. The coding region runs from base 300 to 3722 and encodes 1140 amino acids. The record is from RefSeq and is a predicted model, not a curated record. The transcript is spliced from 20 exons. NCBI's taxonomy places the organism in Eukaryota, Metazoa, Arthropoda, Insecta, Lepidoptera, Papilionidae.